UCAAAUUCGAAUACCUUUCGUUCGGACUGUUUUGUUUUCGAACAUCUUUCAUUCGAAUCAAACCAAACGUCAAACCCACUUUGUUUAUGAAGGAGUGAAUAAUUUCCGCAGCGGAUGAGCGGUGAACUGCAAAAAUGGAAAAAAACAAAAACAAAACAACCACUAAAAAUCAGUUCGAGCGGAUUGUGCUGCUUCUGGAGCAAGAGCCGGACAUAGCAAAGGGUUUCUCCCGAGGAAAUUCCGGACCCUUCUGGGAUGAUCUGGCGGCAGAAGUCAAUAGUUUGGGACCGCCUAUUCGCGAUGGAAGUGGAUGGAAAAAGGUUUGGGCGGACUAUAAGUCCGGAUUAAAGCGAAAACUCGCUCACAACAAACGGGAGCAGAGGGCGACAGGUGGAGGACCCAAUAAAAUUAUCAAUUUGUCCGAGCUGGAGGAGCAGGCAGUUCUACUAACUGGGUUACUUGCGACCGUGGAAGGAAUCCCGGGUACCUUAUCUCAUGGAACACAGUUGGGUUCGCCUUCGGGUGAACCUCAAGCUGCAGACCAGGAAAAUUUUAUAUAUUAUGGUACUUCCGACGAGUGUGACGGUAUCAAUAAUACCAUUCACUUCCAGCCCUCUCAGCCGAAAAAAUCCAGACCUUCUACCACGAGGCUAUUAGAGCUGCAAGUCGAGUAACAAAACAAAUUUCACACCAAUGUGAAAUCCCUGUUAAAAAACACAAACAAGAAUUUGAGUGAUCUGGUUCAUUAUCAGCGCCAAUCAGCUCGAGCGAUUCUUUCCGUGGAUGCCACACUCAAAGAACAUCUGAGUGAACAAAAACGACAUAACCACGAGAUGGAGAAGAUCGCGCUGGAGAAAUCAAUAGUCAAGCGACAAAUCCUUGAAACGCAGAUUGCGUAUAUUUCAGAACAUUAGAAUAAUGUUUCAAAAUAUCAGUGAUCUGAUUUUUUAUCUUUAUAUUGUAACUCAAGUAUAAAAAAAUGAAAAAAGUUCUAAUCGUAUUUUUAUAUCUUUCCAUGGAAGAAAAAUCUUACUUAAUUUUUUCUUUGAAGUUUGUUUGGAAUAGCAUCAAAAUUAUAUAAACUUUUUUAAAAUUCACGAAUUUCGCCUAUAGUUUAUGGAACUUCCUUAACCCCUUCACGUACAACAUUGAACUUCACUCGUUGUUUCUCGAUGUGAAAUAAUUACAUAGCUUCAGGCAUAUGAUGAGGAUACCGACAA
This is a messenger RNA of Toxorhynchites rutilus septentrionalis, 1220 nucleotides long. RefSeq lists its product as uncharacterized. The coding region runs from base 135 to 674 and encodes 179 amino acids. The record is from RefSeq and is a predicted model, not a curated record. The transcript is spliced from 3 exons. Gene Ontology annotation, cellular component: nucleus. NCBI's taxonomy places the organism in Eukaryota, Metazoa, Arthropoda, Insecta, Diptera, Culicidae.